Molecule: messenger RNA, 3164 nt
Organism: Pseudophryne corroboree (corroboree frog)
Lineage: Eukaryota; Metazoa; Chordata; Amphibia; Anura; Myobatrachidae
Gene: PPP2R5E
Product: protein phosphatase 2 regulatory subunit B'epsilon
Exons: 14
Coding region: 350-1753 (467 amino acids)
Biological process (GO): signal transduction; protein dephosphorylation
Cellular component (GO): protein phosphatase type 2A complex; nucleus; cytosol
Molecular function (GO): protein phosphatase activator activity
Source: RefSeq, a predicted model, not a curated record
UUGUGUUUGUGUUCUGUGUGUGUGCCAUGGACUCAGCAGCGGCAGCCCAGUGAUACUAGUGACAAUAGAGAGGAGGGAAGUGACAAGAGGGGGGCAGCAGCCGCGCACACAGCCCCCAGCCCGCUCUCCUGUCCCGCCGCAGCCCGGGGAAUGUGACUGCCGCUCGCUGGGACCAUCGCUGAGGUGAUUGUGGACGGAGGAUUAUCCCGGGCUCACAGGAAGAAGGUGCUGGGGGGGAAUCGCUGAGGACUGAGGCCUAAACUGUCAGCAAGGCGACAAGAGAGGGCAGGGAGACCCAGGAAACCCCCAACCCAGGCUCUAAUCCCUGGUGAGAGAUCUAAGUAGGGAUAUGUCCUCAGCACCAACCACUCCUCCAUCAGUGGAUAAAGUAGACGGAUUUUCACGGAAGUCCGUCCGAAAAGCCAGGCAGAAGAGGUCGCAAAGCUCCUCUCAGUUUAGGUCUCAGGGCAAGCCUAUCGAGUUAACACCUCUGCCUCUGCUUAAAGACGUCCCAACCUCAGAGCAGCCUGAACUGUUCCUCAAGAAGCUUCAGCAGUGCUGUGUCAUUUUUGAUUUUAUGGAUACACUGUCUGAUCUUAAAAUGAAAGAAUACAAGCGCUCUACUCUGAAUGAGUUGGUAGACUACAUCACGAUAAGCAGAGGCUGCCUCACAGAACAGACCUACCCUGAAGUAGUAAGAAUGGUAUCCUGCAAUAUAUUUAGGACACUCCCACCGAGUGACAGCAAUGAGUUUGAUCCGGAGGAAGAUGAGCCCACGCUUGAAGCGUCAUGGCCGCACUUACAGCUUGUAUAUGAAUUUUUCAUACGAUUUUUGGAAAGCCAAGAAUUUCAGCCCAGCGUUGCCAAAAAGUACAUAGAUCAAAAAUUUGUAUUACAGCUCUUAGAGCUGUUCGACAGUGAAGACCCUCGUGAAAGGGACUAUUUAAAAACAGUCUUACACAGAAUUUAUGGCAAAUUUCUGGGACUUAGAGCAUUUAUUCGAAAACAGAUUAACAAUAUUUUUCUACGAUUUGUUUAUGAAACUGAGCACUUUAAUGGUGUAGCAGAACUGCUGGAAAUAUUAGGAAGUAUUAUUAAUGGCUUUGCAUUACCUCUGAAAGCUGAGCAUAAGCAAUUCCUUGUGAAAGUACUGAUUCCUCUGCAUACUGUCAGGAGCUUAUCCCUCUUCCAUGCACAGCUGGCAUAUUGUAUAGUACAGUUUCUGGAAAAAGACCCUUCCCUCACAGAACCAGUUAUUAGAGGACUGAUGAAGUUCUGGCCAAAGACCUGUAGUCAAAAAGAGGUCAUGUUUCUUGGAGAGCUGGAAGAGAUUUUGGAUGUCAUUGAACCUUCACAAUUUGUCAAAAUCCAGGAGCCUUUGUUUAAACAGAUAUCCAAGUGUGUUUCCAGCCCUCAUUUCCAGGUGGCAGAACGAGCUUUAUACUAUUGGAACAACGAAUACAUCAUGAGUUUAAUAGAGGAGAAUUCAAAUGUGAUCCUUCCCAUAAUGUUCGCAAGCCUGUACAGGAUUUCUAAAGAACACUGGAAUCCGGCAAUCGUGGCUCUCGUCUACAACGUGUUGAAAGCGUUUAUGGAGAUGAACAGCACCUUAUUCGAUGAACUGACAGCCACUUACAAGUCAGAUCGCCAGCGUGAGAAGAAAAAAGAAAAGGAACGGGAAGAACUAUGGAAAAAAUUAGAGGACCUUGAAUUGAAGAGAGGUCUAAGAAGCGAUGGGAUUAUCCCAACUUAACAAAGGAAAUGACUGCGUCUUUAUCCUGUGGAGUCACAUGUAUGUAGUAGAAGAUGGAGCAGCAGUUUUCUGUAUUGUGCAACUUUACAGUAGAUAACAUUCGUUUCAUUAUUACAACAGCACUGUAUAUAACUGUCUAAGUAAAGAGAGAGAAAAAACAAUAUAUGGACUCUAAUCCAAAGUUUGGACACUAGAUGAACUUCUCAGAACUUUGCAAACAUAAUCAUUGUUUCUUUACAUCCUCUUGGAUCCCUCGAUGAAAUUUUACUGUGUCAAAAUUCCCAUUUGUCAGACACUUGAUAUUUAUCAUUGGCAAACAGAGUAUCACAGUGUUUCAGAUCCAGGCACCCUGAUUAAAUUUAGCUUAUCUUUCUGCUAAACUGUUUAAAUCUAUUUAUAUAGUUAAAACAAAAAAAAGGCAAAAAAAUAAAACCCCAAAACAAAAAAACAAACCCAUAAAUUCUGAAUUUGCGGAACAUCCUCCUUCUCUGGGUAAUUUUUUUUUUUUUUUUCCCGUCUCCUCCUCUUGGUAAUUUUAUUUUUUAUUUUUUGUGUCCUUUGCACAUUUUCCAGAGCUGAAUGUCUUUGCAGAACUGUUACCUGUAACGGUUUUGUGUACUGGUGUGUGUGUUAUAUAUAUAUAUAUAUAUAUAUAUAUAUAUAUAUAUAUAUUAUAUUAUAUUAUAUUAUAUUAUAUUAUAUUUGUGUAAGAUACCAGUUUAGCUCUGGCGCUUAUUUUCAUUUUGAAUAUUGGGUAUGCAUAAGAGAGUACAGCAGAACGACAGGUGUACAUUCAGCAAUUUAUGUUCAAAAUGAGCCUACGUUCUCUGUUUAUUUAACACCGUUGACAAUGUAAAACCCAACCAGUAUUAGUUGUAUCUUCUACACCAUUGCAACACAACACAGGGCUGUUUUAGAAAUAUAUAUAUUUUAGCCAUUAGUAUCCUACAAAUUUUAUUGGACCAUUUUGAAAUAAAUAAAUAUAAUUUAAAAAAACAAACACUAAACAGUACAAAUGGGACUAGGGAGUCGGAUCGGUACCGAUUGUAUUCAGAGGUGAACAAUAGAAACAGUUUGAGCUGUUUGGAAGUCAUUGCCUUAUUUUAUAGUAAUAUGUAUUAAUAAAGUAUUCCAGCAAAUGAGGAUGUUAGCCUCGGGGGGGGAUAUUCAAAAAUAAAUCAUGUUGCAGUGUUUUUGUGGACUUUUAGAUCUUAAUGUCACAGUGCCAGUCCUGCUGGAAAGGUGUGCCUGCAACAUCAGUCUGCAUUCUGAUCUGGAUGCUCAUUCUCAACUACUGUAUUUACCAUCGAAAGUGGUUCUUCAUAUGCUACUGAAAAAAAAAAAGAAUGAAAUUCUGGAAAUUCCUAUUGUCCUGAGUAUUAAUAAAGUUUAAAAAUGCUUUUAUAUCAAA